Molecule: messenger RNA, 1877 nt
Organism: Danaus plexippus (monarch butterfly)
Lineage: Eukaryota; Metazoa; Arthropoda; Insecta; Lepidoptera; Nymphalidae
Gene: Nol8
Product: nucleolar protein 8
Exons: 8
Coding region: 95-1837 (580 amino acids)
Molecular function (GO): RNA binding
Source: RefSeq, a predicted model, not a curated record
CAUGGGAAUUGAUAUGCAUACAUUUUGUUAUAUUAAGCACACAUGUGUUGAAAUUUUUGUACAAAGUAUAUUAUAUAUUUUUUUAUGGUGAAUAAUGGCCUCAGCAACAAGAUUAUUUGUGAGCAAUUUACCGGAAAACAUUGAUAACAAUUCCCUAAAAGACAUAUUUUCUUCCUACGGAGAAGUAACCAACUUUGACUUGAAAUCCAAACCUGGUGUGGAAAAUGAUAAAAAAACAUUUGCAUUUGUAACAAUUUCUGCUUCCAACUAUAACGUGGAAUCGUGUAUAAAAUUCUUCUCUGAUAAUGAUUUUCAAGGACACAAAUUGUAUGUGACGAGAGCCCGUGAAAGCUUUUUAGAAAGACUUCAGAGGGAAAGAGAACAAGCUCAAAACAAGACAUCGGGGAAUGAACCAAUAAAAGAAAAUAAUGCCAAAGUAUUCAUUAACAGCAACCAGAACACACAUAAAAGAAAAUUUAAUGACCUGAAUGAAACCCCAGUAAAUAUAAAAACAAAAUCUAAGAAAGCAGAAAACAAUUUUGACUUUAAAAACAAAAAUUUUAAUAAACACCAAAACUUCAAUGGCGAUGUAGAUCAUUCAAACAGUUUUAAUUCUAUGAAGAAUAAAUCAUUCGAAAAUGAUGAGAAGAAAAUGAGUUCGGAUAAAAAGAGACUAGAGUCAAUCAAGAAGAAGCGCCAAGAGUUUAAUGCAAAGAAAAACAUAAUUAAAACUGGCCUGAUAAGUAUUGACAAGCAACAAAAUAAGAAAGUUAUAUUUUCCGAUAAUGAAGACGAAUGUUCAACUAAAUAUGAUGCAGGUGUUGAUGAUAUUAAAACUUCGAAAGAGAAACCGAGUUUGUUUGAUGAUGCUGCCAGUGAUGAUGAAAUAAACUUUGAUAUAAAGGAACAAUUUGAAGGGAAAAAGGGUAAAAAGGUUUUAGACUUACAGUCCACAUACAAAGCUGACAAACGUUUCGUCUUGGAUGAAAGAUUUGUUGAGGAUGAAUCAGCGAGCGAUACUGAAGCCGGUCAUGCCGAAGAAAAUGUUGAAAUAGGCCAAGCCGACGAAAAAUCAAAACAGCUUGAUAUAUUGCAAAAUUUGUUAGGCGUGACCAUUAAAACAAAACAACCAGAACUAGCGAACAGAACAAAGCAAAAACUUGGUAUGCUGAGAUUUGAUCCAUCACAGCCGGAACAUGCAAAAUAUUUAGCGCCGGUCGGGGAAAGACCCGAACAGACAAAAAAAAGUAAAAAAAAGAAAAAAGAUGCGGAGGUUGCGGAAGAGGAACCACAAGAAACACAAAGUGUUGUUGAAAAAGUGGAAGUUUCCAAGGAACAGUUCUAUAAGAUUACUGAUGAUUUGAAGGAAGCAAUAACACAACCACAAGAGUUCAGCCUGAGGAGUCUCUUUGCUAAAGACGAUGUUCAGGAUGAGGGAGAUGAAGAUGAAGGCAAGUUUAUUCCAAUUCAAACUAAAAAGAAAGACAAAGUCAAAAAUCCGUUAGAACCUGAUGAAAAAAACCCGUUUGUGUACGAUUCAUCUGAUUCCGAAAACGAGGAAGAAGCCUUGAAAACUACUGAAGUAAAUGAUACAACCGAAAAACAGGAAACAAAAACUGUUUGGAGGGAAAAUUUAUUCUUCACAAACUCUGAUUAUAGAUUAAAAGAUGGACUCCUGUUCUUUACUAAGCCACAAGAAACGGAGGUACAAAAAGACAGAAGAGAGUUGAAAUCUUUAAUGAAGAAGAGAAUUUACAAUAAAGACCGCAAAAAUACUAUGUUCCAAAAGAAAAUUGGUGGACGCAAGAAGACCAUGAAAAAAAAAUUCAGAAAAUAAUAAAUAAACAAUGGAAGUAAUAAAAAACAAUUUCGCAUAA